This is a messenger RNA of Saccostrea echinata, 1788 nucleotides long. Its product is annotated as heat shock 70 kDa protein 12A-like. The record is from RefSeq and is a predicted model, not a curated record. The coding region runs from base 1 to 1788 and encodes 595 amino acids. The transcript is spliced from 4 exons. Gene Ontology annotation, molecular function: ATP-dependent protein folding chaperone; ATP binding. Lineage: Eukaryota; Metazoa; Mollusca; Bivalvia; Ostreida; Ostreidae.
AUGGCUGGAGGAGCGAGCUCUUUAGACGGUAAACUGGUGGUUGCCGCCAUAGAUUUUGGAACUGCGUACAGCGGAUAUGCUUUCUCUUUUCGAAAUAACUUUCGGCUAAAUCCUCUGGAUAUAGAUGUUAAUCAGUGGUCAGGUGAGGAUGCCCUGACAAUGUCGUCCAAGGCCCCGUCAUCGGUUCUACUGAGUCCAGAUAAAGCCUUUCAUUCCUUUGGUUAUGAAGCUGAGGAGGAGUACUCCAGUCUGGUAGAGAAUGAACAACACCAGGACUGGUAUUUCUUCAGGAAUAUCAAAAUGAGGCUACUAUACAAAGAAAAACUAUCUCGAUCAGACACAAUCUGUGAUGAAUGUGACAAACCAAUGCCAGGAAUUACCAUACUUAGUAUGAUAAUCCGCCAUCUUAAAGCAGUUCUCUUCAAGUCACUAGAAAAGAGGGGGUUUCCUCCUCGUGAGGAAGACAUUCUAUGGGUGCUGACAGUUCCUGCCAUCUGGUCAGAUGCUGCUAAGCAGUUCACAAAGGAGGCUGCAGAGGAGGCAGGCAUACAGACAAGAGAUUUGAUGUUUGUGUAUGAACCAGAAGCGGCUGCUCUUUAUUGUUGGCAACAGAAGUUGCAACAGAAGUUGACUAAUAUAAAUGCUAAAGAAGAUAUGACUGAGAAUAAAGAAAGGGCAACGUUUUCAAUAGGGCAAAAAAUAUUGGUGUUUGAUAUGGGAGGAGGAACAACAGAUAUCAGUGUCAUUCAGAUAAAGAGUGAAAAAGAAAUCCACAUUGUCGAGGAAGCCACUGGAGGGCCAUUUGGUGGAACAUCUAUCAAUGAAAAGUUUUGUCAAUGGCUAGAUGAUGUUUUUGGAAAAGAUAACAUGCAAAAAUUUAAACAUGAAAAUAUGUCAGAUCACAUGCAAUUCAUACGAGAGUUUGAGCAAAAAAAGCGAAAAUCAGAAAAACCAUUAUGUUUACAGAUUCCGCUGUCUCUAAAACUCAUUGCAGAAAAGUCUUGGGAAUGUAAGUUAGAAGAUCGUUUUGAAAAAAGUGAUGUUGCUUUUCCCGGUAUAAAGGUUAAAGCGCGAGGUAAACUUUUCUUGCCUUCUUCAUUUUUGUCCGGAAAUCUCAUCUUGCCUUUAGCUAAAAACGUAUUUGCAGAAAUGGAACGGAUUUUUAAAAAGCACAGUGAUAUAACCAGUGUGAUAGCUGUUGGAGGAUUAGCCCAAUCUGUUGUGAUGACAUCAGAGCUCCGAAAGUAUGCAAAAACAAUACCUGUUUAUGUUCCUUUCGAUUCGUCUGUUGCUGUUCUUAAAGGAGCUGUGCUUUAUGGACAUGAAAACAAUGUGAUCAAAGCACGUGUGUGUAAAUGUUCUUACGGAAUCCAAACCAUGAGGCCCUUUGAGGAAAAAGAAGAUGAUCCCAGGAAAAAAGUAAAUCAAGAGGGCGAAACAUGGUGUAAAGAAUGUUUUCGAGUGCUUUAUCGAAAAGGCUCUAUGAUAAAACUGGGUGACGUUUCUUCAUAUGAAUUGGAAGAAUCUUUUCAUGAUGAAAACAGGAAAGAGAAACGAUUUAAGCCAAUCCGUUGCGUCCUUUUUCGAUCAGACUCGGAAACAGUUCAGAGAUAUGUCACUGAAAAGGGAUGCUAUGAACAUGGAACAAUAGAAAUUGAUGCUCCUGAAGAUGGUUUUCCUCUUUCAUAUGAGUGCACUGUUGAACUAGAGUUUGCUGGGACAGAAAUAAUUGCUCGCCUGAAAGAUAAAGAAAGAACGAAGACGCUUCGACUUGAUUUUAUAAACUAA